AUGAUCUUCCAUAUCUCACUCAACACCUCCACCAAUAGCAACUCUGAUCUACUUUCUUAUGCUCUCUGUGGGCUUGCUAUAAUAUGGUUUGCUCUCAUUUUCAUCAAGAAGUCAAACAAAGAGGUGCCACCAUUACCACCAGGUCCACAAACUUUACCCCUGGUUGGAAAUCUUUUGUCACUUGACCCAGAGCUUCAUGCAUAUUUCACAAACCUUUCAAAAUCUUAUGGUCCAAUACUAACUCUCAGGCUUGGAAAAAUAGUAGGGAUUGUUAUUAGUUCCCCUGCACUGGCUAGGGAAGUGCUCAAGGAUCAAGACACAAUUUUUGCCAACCGGGACGUUCCGGCUGCAGGCCGGGAAGCUGUUUACGGUGGCUCGGAUAUUGUUUGGAAUCCUUAUGGUCCUGAAUGGAGGAUGCUGAGAAAAGUAAGUGUGAGGGGAAUGCUUAGCAAUGCCACUUUAGACUCUGUUUCCACCCUCAGGCGGAAGGAAAUACAGCAGAUGAUUAAAUUCUUCUACAAACAGUCUGGGAAGCCGAUUAAUGUCGGGGAGCAGAUGUUUUUAACCGUUCUUAAUGUGACUACCCAUAUGUUGUGGGGGGGCACUGUAAAGGGAGACGAAAGGACGAGUCUUGGCGCAGAAUUCAGGCAAGUAAUCCAUGAGAUUACUCAAUGUUUGGGGAUGCCUAAUAUAUCGGAUUUUUACCCUGCUUUGGCAAGAUUCGAUCUGCAAGGAAUUCAGAAGAAAACCAAAAUUUCAGCAGGGAAGUUUGACAGAAUAUUCGAGAGGUUGAUUGAUCAAAGGAUGAAGGAAGUUUGUGCUGAUUUAAAAAAGAGCAAGGAUUUCCUGCAGUUCUUGCUGAAAAUGAAAGAUGAAGGGGAUGGCAAAACUAAAUUUACCAUGACUCAUCUCAAGGCCUUAUUCAUGGACAUGGUCGUAGCAGGAACUGACACAAGCUCGAACACUAUGGAAUUCGCCUUGUCUGAGAUGAUGUACAACCCCGAAACUUUAAGCAAGGUUCAGCAGGAGCUGGAGACAGUUGUGGGUAAAAAUAGGACUGUGGAAGAGUCUGACAUUCAAAAUUUACCAUACUUAUACGCAGUGAUGAAAGAAACAUUGAGGCUGCACCCUAUACUUCCCCUCCUAGUUCCUCACUGCCCCAGAGAAACAUGCAUUGUUGGAGAAUACACGAUUCCGAAAGGCGCUCGUGUUUUUAUAAAUGCUUGGGCAGUACACAGAGACCCUUCGAUAUGGGAGAAUCCUUUGGAGUUCCGUCCUGAAAGAUUCUUGGGUAGUAAAAUGCUGGAUUACAGUGGAAAUGAUUUCAGUUACUUCCCGUUUGGCUCGGGUCGAAGAAUUUGUGCAGGGACAGAAAUGGCUGUGAGGAUGUUCAUGCUUUCGCUUGCUUCACUAGUUCACUCGUUUGAUUGGACAAUGCCUGAUGGAGAAAGUUUGGAUGUGGAAGAGAAGUUUGGUAUUGUGUUAAAGAAAAGGAAGGCUUUGGUUGCCAAACCGACCCCAAGAUUAUCAGAUGCAUCUCUGUAUCUGUAA
Messenger RNA from Oldenlandia corymbosa var. corymbosa, 1551 nucleotides. Lineage: Eukaryota; Viridiplantae; Streptophyta; Magnoliopsida; Gentianales; Rubiaceae. The record is from the annotation of a GenBank genome assembly.